AUGGGGAGCUGCACGUUCAAGCUGGCUCUAAUCGUGAUCUCGGUAAUCGUCCUGCUGUUCCUGCCCUGUACCGCCGCGGCCGGCGUAACGAAGGCCAUCGACGCCAGCCGGACCCAGCGUCUGAAUCUGCCCGGGUCGCUGGUCGGCCCGGAGAGCGUCGCGUUCGACGGCCACGGCGCCGGGCCAUACGUCAGCGUCUCCGACGGCCGCGUCCUCAGGUGGGGCGGCGAGAGCGCCGGCUGGAGGACGUUCGGGUACAGCCCGAGCUACAUCAAGAACAACUGCUCGGCGCCGUCCGAGCUCCCGCCGGUCGCCACGGAGAGCUCGUGCGGCCGGCCGCUAGGCCUGCGGUUCCACCGCGGGUCCGGCAACCUCUACAUCGCCGACGCGUACAUGGGGCUGAUGCGGGUGGGACCCAACGGCGGGGAGGCGAAGGUGCUGGCGACGGAGGCCGGCGGCGCGCCUCUCCGCUUCACGAACGGGGUGGACGUCGACCAGGUCACCGGCGACGUCUACUUCACAGACAGCAGCACCACGUACUCGCGCGCGCAGCACCAGAUGGUCACCGCCACGGGGGACUCGACGGGGCGCAUCAUGAGGUACAACUCACGGACCAACCGGGUCACCGUGCUCCAAUCCGGCGUGACUUACCCCAACGGCAUUGCCAUCAGCACCGACAGGACCCACCUUGUCGUCGCGCUCACCGGGCCAUGCAAACUGCUCAGGUACUGGAUCCGAGGGCCCAAGGCUGGCACGUCCGAGCCGUUCGCUGACCUGCCGGGUUACCCGGACAACGUGAGACCCGAUGGGAAGGGAGGGUACUGGGUGGCGCUUCACCGGGAGAAGAACGAGUUUCCCUUCGGUGUGGACAGCCACUUGGUCGCCAUUAGGAUCGGCGCCGAAGGUGAAAAGCUUCAGGAGAUGAGGGGUCCCAAGAACGUGAGGCCGACCGAGGCGGUGGAGAGGGAAGGCGGCAAAAUAUGGCUCGGAUCUGUAGAGUUGCCAUACAUCGGCAUUGUUAGCACGUAG
Messenger RNA from Phragmites australis (common reed), 1029 nucleotides. RefSeq names its product protein STRICTOSIDINE SYNTHASE-LIKE 10-like. The coding region runs from base 1 to 1029 and encodes 342 amino acids. The transcript has a single exon. Gene Ontology annotation, biological process: biosynthetic process. The record is from RefSeq and is a predicted model, not a curated record. Lineage: Eukaryota; Viridiplantae; Streptophyta; Magnoliopsida; Poales; Poaceae. Gene Ontology annotation, molecular function: strictosidine synthase activity.